Symsagittifera roscoffensis is the source of this 1112-nucleotide messenger RNA. RefSeq lists its product as uncharacterized. The record is from RefSeq and is a predicted model, not a curated record. Lineage: Eukaryota; Metazoa; Xenacoelomorpha; Acoela; Convolutidae. The transcript is spliced from 2 exons. The coding region runs from base 83 to 919 and encodes 278 amino acids.
UUUGUCAUACUGUCGAAAGUUGAUGAGUAAAUAAAUUUAAAUAAAUUUCUUCAAACAUUUUUCUACCAUAUUCGCCAUUGAAAUGAAUGCAUUGUAUAGUUUCGUUAUCUUAUAUAGUUAUUUAAGCGCCGUUUUUGGAAGCCAGGAAAAGUGCUUGCCAUCUACAUGUACCGAAACUACUGAAAUUUCUGACUUGCAAACUACCUCUUCUAACCAAGACAACUCAAUUUUGACCUUGAAUAGUCAGGCAGCUGAGCUUGGUGAAAAUGUUUUUGAUUUGUAUUCAGAAAUCGGAAAAUUAACAGAUGAAAUUAAAACUCUGAAGAGUAAAAAUAAAGAGCACGAGGCUGAAAUUGAGUCUUUCAGAAAAACGGUCACAGAAAUGGAGUUUUUUGUGGACCAACUUGAUAAUAACACCACAACCACCGAAUCUGAUGUCGAUGACUUAGAAACAAAAACUACAACUCUAAUGGAAAACUAUGAAAAGUUGAGCUCAGUUGUUGAGAACUUAGAUCUGAAUUAUGAGCUGCUUAACGAAUCGUUUUCGGAUUUCGAAGAAAGAAGUUCGAGUUUGGUUCGAGUUUUCGAGACAGUUAACCCGCCAGAGAUAGGAAGUAUUGCAGUGCCUGCUCUAACGUGCAAAUGGGUCCAAGUGUUUGUUGACGUAGCAUCGUCAGCUGCUCACUCCAAAGCGUAUGGAUUACUAUACAGAGACGGAUACCCAAUUAACGAAGACAAAGAAAGUUACUCAUACACGAGCUCAGCGGCCACCGGAAUGGAGCAAGCCGCUGGAGGAACGACCUCCCGGAUGUAUGUGGUAGAGGACACCUAUGACUCAGGAGUGGAUCUCUAUUUGGGCCACUACUAUUGGUCGGCAGAUAAAACCCAUGUAUCCAUGAAAGCACUGUGCUUUGCGUGAUGAGUUUGAGAAGUUAAUGUUUGCCGAACUUAUUUGAGGACUUGUAAUUCGGGAUUGAGAUAAUUAUGGUUUAUGGUUGCAGAAUUUUAUGGACUUAUAGAUAGGAAUGCAUAUCAUUAGUUUAAAAAAUUCAACUUUCAAUAAAAUUAAAAUGUUUUCGAUAAAUUAAUUUAGAAAUCUUUCAAAUAUAAAU